UCGCCACGUGCUUCUCGCGAUCUUUCGAUGCCACGCGCGAUCGAGACCAAAAUCUUUCGUCAUGACCUUGUGACGAUGAUCGACAAAACAGUCGCUCAAAUCGGUUUUAUUUACUUAAUAUUUUUCAAUUCAAAAAGAAUUCCAUUAUUCGAUACAUCGUUAAAUUUUCUAAUCUAAUUAUUGAUGGUGCGACUGGCACUUGAAAUAGCAAAAAAUUCUAUUGUUAAGUCGAAGUGAGAAGCGAGUCUUCGCACGAGGAAAAAACGAGGAAACACACAUCAUGAAGCCUGUAGUUCUGCUCCUCGCCAACCUCAUCACUUCUUACGUAUCCUUUUUAGCAGCCGCGGACGCGAGAACCACCGUCGGUCAACGAACACAGAGGAACAACCACAGCAACAUCAGCGAUCUGCUGGAUAAUCUGCUGCGCGGCUACGACAACAGCAUUAGGCCGGACUUCGGCGGGCCUCCGGCCACCGUCGAGGUCGAUAUCAUGGUACGCAGCAUGGGCCCCAUUUCCGAAGUGGAUAUGACGUACUCGAUGGACUGUUACUUCCGACAAUCGUGGGUCGACAGGCGUUUGGCAUUUCAAAGCGGCAAGGAAACGCUCGCCCUGAGCAUUUCUAUGUUAGCGAGGAUCUGGAAACCCGACACGUAUUUCUACAACGGCAAGCACAGUUACUUGCAUACCAUCACCAGUCCAAAUAAAUUCGUCAGGCUUUACCAGGACGGACGAGUGCUUUACAGUUCAAGACUCACGAUCAAAGCGGGAUGUCCGAUGAAUCUCGAGGACUUUCCGAUGGACACGCAGAGAUGUCCGUUGCAGUUUGGCAGCUUUGGCUACACGGCGCGCGACGUGAUCUACAAGUGGAACAGCGCGAGGCAGGUCGCUAUAGCGGAGGACAUGAAGCUGUCGCAAUUUGAUCUGGUCGCCAAUCCCACCGCAAAUCACUCGACUGCGCCGGGAUUUUCGCAUGAGUACUCGAUGCUCCUGGUGUACUUCCACUUGCAAAGGCACAUGGGUAACUUCCUGAUACAGGUGUACGGUCCUUGCAUUCUGCUGGUCGUCCUGUCGUGGGUCUCCUUCUGGUUGAACAGAGAAGCUACCGCCGAUCGAGUUUCGCUUGGUAUAACUACUGUGUUGACGAUGACAUUUUUGGGGCUCGAAGCCAGAACCGACCUGCCGAAAGUUCCUUAUCCCACUGCCCUGGAUUUCUUUGUCUUUCUUUCGUUCGCGUUUAUCUUUGCCACCAUCAUACAGUUCGCGGUGGUGCAUUAUUUCACCAAGUACGGUUCGGGCGAAUGUUACUUCAGUUCGGAUUUGAGCGAAACCGAAAGCUCGAGCGAGGAAGAAGACGCGGACAGAAGACCGGCGAGAAGUCAACCGACUCGCAGGAAGAGCUCUUCGAGUUCCGGUGCGCGAGGACGCGGAAAUCGCUUUGCGAUGAGCAACGAUAGCACGAUCGAGGUGAUACCGCUGUCGGCGAUCUCGAUACCAAAUAAGGAUUCCGCUGUGGCCGGUCAUUGGCAGGUAUCCUGUGUAAGCUGUAGCCCAUCUCCGCGACGAACUUUGCCGCCGCCACCGCCGUCUCGACGCACAACGUCGUCCACGUCCAGGCGACGACGCCGACGACGUGCCCCCAGGUACAACUCGGUGUCGAAGAUUGAUCGCGCGAGUCGCGUGGUGUUUCCUCUCUUCUUCCUCGCCAUCAAUCUCUUCUACUGGUACGCGUAUCUCUCGCGCAGCGAACGGAUGCACUAUUACAACUCAAAUGCCGCGUGAUCGGUUCCUUCUCUCUUCAUCGCGGACGAAGUGUUUACGAAGCGUUGAAAUUGAUAAUCAAGGAGGUCGACCAUGUAAUUUCUCUUUUAAGAGUGAAAAAGGAUUCUCACGUGGAAUUUGCGCAUAAAAAUUAUGACCUAAUUUUUCUCACUGCGAAACGAUGAGAUUCUCUUAUCGGAGAAAAUUAAAAUUUCGGAGAAAUUUGAAAGAUGACACAAGAGAUGUGACACAAUAACAAAAAAUUAUUAUUAAUUACACAACGUAUGAUCGGGCGUGUGCAACUUUGAAAUUCGCAUUUAUAGAGGAGAAAUGCAACAAACACGAAAUUAAAAAAAAAGUUAGCGCAUAAAAAAUAUGUUACAAAAUCUAAGUGUACGUACUCUUCUGCCACAAAUGAACGUACGCAAUACUUGAGAAGCUAAAGAAAAAACCUGUUAUCUUGAUACACAUGAGUUUAUUUAUAUACAUAUAUAUAUAAUGUGUUAUCUCUCUGCUUCUUUACCCUUGCCUUAAAAAAUUGAAAUAAUAGUUCGUAAGAUCGGUGAGUCGUUAAUUAGAAUCGAGUGACAAUCUAUUAAAAAAUGUUGAAACAAAUGAGUAGCUUGCAUAGACAGACAUGAUCGUGUGUGUACUUUGAAGUUAAAAAUGUAAAUUUUCUAAUCACACAAAAAAUCGAAAGUUAUUCACAAGAAGAUGAAAUAACACAAGAUGAAGAUAUUUGUCUGAUAUAUCAAAAGAAAUGCGGAAUUAGGAUGUGAGUUGGAUCAAGAUGGAGAGAUUGAUAUUAUCUGGUUUUCAGUUCACGCUGAGUUUUUUAUUGGUCAAAAAAAGAAAUAAAAUACAAAGACGAGACAAUCCCACAUACCAACUUCCUCGAUUCACACGGAUAUCAUGAACUAUAUGCGACAUCUUGCGGAACGUCUAUAACUGCCACCGACGCUUGAUAAAAAAAAAAAAAAAUAUAUUUGCGUUCUUAUCAA
Molecule: messenger RNA, 2760 nt
Organism: Pseudomyrmex gracilis
Lineage: Eukaryota; Metazoa; Arthropoda; Insecta; Hymenoptera; Formicidae
Gene: Grd
Product: gamma-aminobutyric acid receptor alpha-like
Exons: 9
Coding region: 281-1780 (499 amino acids)
Biological process (GO): regulation of membrane potential; signal transduction; nervous system process
Cellular component (GO): synapse; neuron projection; membrane
Molecular function (GO): extracellular ligand-gated monoatomic ion channel activity; neurotransmitter receptor activity; GABA-A receptor activity
Source: RefSeq, a predicted model, not a curated record